AGCGACGCAAAACCCUUCUCGCUUCUCUCUCUAUCUCUCUCGCUCUCACACAGAGUCUUUCAGCUGGUCUGCUAUUCAACUCAGAAGAAGAAGAAGAAAAAGCAAAGAAAAAAAUGGAGAGUGGAGUGGAAUGGAUAAAAGAGCUAUCAGAUGUGCCAACUGGUAAACUCCCUCCACACCUCGAGCUUCAGAGGACCCGUGUCGAAUGCAAAGCUGAUGCUCCCAUUCAUACGGAUACAUUCCAGUAUUCUGGUGCUUAUGCGUCAAUUGGAGUUGAUAACAGUGUGAGGUUGGAUAAUUUCCGAGACAAUUUUAGAGUUGAAGUGAUUCGACUUACUGACGAAGAGAUGGAGUUUGAUAUGAUUGGUAUUGAUCCAGCACUUGCUAAUGCAUUUCGGAGAAUCCUUAUAGCUGAGGUUCCUACAAUGGCUAUUGAAAAAGUUCUCAUUGCAAAUAAUACAUCAGUGGUCCAAGAUGAAGUGCUUUCUCAUAGGUUGGGUCUAAUUCCAAUCAAGGCUGACCCUAGGUUGUUUGAAUUCACAGAAAAUGGUGCACCAACUGAAAAGAACACCAUUGUUUUCAAACUCCAUGUUCGCUGUGAACAGGGAGAACCUCGUCUUACAGUGAAGUCAAAUGAAUUGAAGUGGUUACCAAACGGGAGUGAAUUUCCUUUGGUAUCUGAAAGUUCAAGUAGGGGUUCUUCCUCAAAACCUAGAACCUAUACAUCAUUUAACUGCAGCCAAGAUUCACUGCCUGAAUUCUCCAACAAUCCGAUUAGUGCCAUGGAUAAUAUAAUUAUUUCUAAAUUGGGCCCUGGUCAGGAAAUUGAACUAGAAGCACAUGCUGUUAAAGGCGUUGGUAAAACACAUGCAAAGUGGUCCCCUGUGGGAACUGCUUGGUAUAGGAUGCUUCCUGAGGUUGUGCUAUUAGAAGAGAUUGAAGACAAGGCUGCUGAGCAACUUAAGGCAAAAUGCCCAGUUGGAGUAUUCGAUAUUGAAGAUAUUGGCAAUGGCAAGAAAAGGGCAGCUGUAGUCCGACCUCGAGCUUGCACAUUAUGUAGGGAAUGUAUCAGAGGAGGAAAAGAAUGGGAAGAUCGUGUUGCACUUCGUCGUGUGAAAGAUCAUUUCAUAUUUACCUUGGAAUCAACUGGAGCUUUACCUCCCGAAGUUCUAUUUACCGAAGCUGUGAAAAUAUUGGAAGACAAGUGUGAACGUGUGAUUUCUGAACUCUCUUGAAGUUCUGCUGCUGAUCCACUUAACAGAGAGCAAAACAUUAAAAAAUCCACUUAACAGAGAGCAAAACAUUAAAAAAUAAAAAAUUGUAAAGUAUCUUGUUAUUCUAUAUUCAUCUAGAAAAUUUUGGAGGCGUUUUAUGUAAAAGCCGAAAGUUUUGUUGUGCAAAAAACUAAGACCAUUAUUUUAUGACUGAAUAUUAUAAUUUUGGAUACUAGAAGACA
This is a messenger RNA of Ziziphus jujuba (common jujube), 1456 nucleotides long. RefSeq lists its product as uncharacterized. Gene Ontology annotation, cellular component: RNA polymerase I complex; RNA polymerase III complex. Lineage: Eukaryota; Viridiplantae; Streptophyta; Magnoliopsida; Rosales; Rhamnaceae. Gene Ontology annotation, molecular function: protein dimerization activity; DNA binding. The transcript has 9 exons. Gene Ontology annotation, biological process: DNA-templated transcription. The record is from RefSeq and is a predicted model, not a curated record. The coding region runs from base 114 to 1235 and encodes 373 amino acids.